AGGCGAGAUGCAUCAUUUAGAAAUUGGUUUGCUCCCAACAACCGCAUCCUGUUAUAAACGCUCGGCUUCAGAAAAUGACGUUGCAUAAUGAUUAUAUACCCGUUAUCAUUCAGGAGUUUCUAAUGCUUUCUCACAAGCUAAUCGGUGCUGUUGAAAAUAAGUUAUAACACCGCUGUUACUGAAACAACUCAAUUUCAACACGUAAUUGAAAAAAAGAAGACAUGCUUUCGGGAUUAUUUUUGUCUAAAUGAGGUGAAGGUAUCAUCAGCCUCAUCAAUGAGAUUCUAGAAUUGGAACCCUAGUUCCAUCUUUCCGUCAUGGGAGUUCUACGAUCAUUCACGUUUUCAUUGCUGCUCUGUGGCCUGAUUAGAAACACUACAUGCUCCUGUAAUGUGACGGACUGCUUCACAGACUACAUCAGCUCAUUGAGCUGCUUCUGCACCGGCGCCCUGCCUUCCUCCCAGUACGAGCUGCUAACUCGGUGGGAUAACUACCCGUGGAAUUCAAGCUGCAGACUGGAGCCUGUUGAAAGCGGUUCUGUGGCAAGGCACUGGUGUGUUAUGAGUAUGGAGGAUCUUUUAACAAAUCAGAAUUACACUGUGUGUGUGCAGAAGGUCAGCAGCGAGCAAGAGGAGGAACGCACAGGGUGUGCCUAUGUGAGCAUUGCGGAGAACAUAAAACCACCACCGCCUUUUAACCUUGGACUAACAAGUGACAAGAAGGGUUACAAUAUCUCCUGGGAGAUGAUCUACACUGAGGAGGACUUCCUGAACGAUGAGCUGGAGUACGAGGUGCGCUACAAGAAGGAGGAGCAAUUGUGGGAGAGCCAAACUAAAAAACAUUUAGAGGAGGACCAGAGAAACAUAUUCCUGCCGUUAGACAAACUGGAGGACUGUGCGAUGUAUGUUGCUGAAGCCCGGGCCGGACCCAAAAUAAGCAGUGGCUAUUCUGGUUCCUGGAGCGAGUGGAGUCUGCCGGUCACUUGGAAGACUCAGUGUAAAGGGAGGCUGUGGUACGAGAUCUACGCAGUGAUGGCUGUGUUGGUGCUGCUGCUUGCAGUGGGGCUCUCAGUCGGAAUUAGAACAAAAGGGCUGCAGAAGAAGCUGUGUUGCCUCAUCCCCAGCCCGGAGGAUUUCUUCAAGCCACUCUAUGUUCUCCACUCAGGGGACUUCAAGAGCUGGGUCAGCCCUGCCUACACAUUUUCAGCGUUCGACUUUGCUGAGAAGAACAUGGCAGUUGCUGUCGUGAGCAUCCAGCAGGACUUCCAUAAGAAGCUGUGCGAGAUUGAGGAGGAGAGCUCAGGCAAGCGCUCGGGGGAACAAGGCAGGAGCAGGGACUCCAAACUCUAUUUCUCCAGUGGAAGCGUCACGACUGACCAGAGGGACAAAUCCACGGGCCAUGUUUCCAUCGACACAGUUACGGUCUCUGACGAAGACAGGCUGUGCUGUCCUCAGUAUCAUGAAUCUGAAGAACAGGAAGCCUACAGGGGCAGCGGCGUCAGCUUGGACUACCCAUCUGCUGGGGAUCUAGAUGGCUCCAGCAGCUCCGAGGAGGACAGUCUGCUGGGUAGCAGGAGGGGCGGCGUGAUCAUCUCAUCCGGCUGCGUGUCAGUGGAUCAAAGGAGAAGCCACGAGGCAAUGAACCCAAUGCAGUCGCCAACUCUUAGGCAACUCUAUCACUCCAAUGAUUGGGAGCCCGAGCCUGGAAACCUGUACCCUCAGCGUGACGCAGAGAGCCUCUCGCUUGAUUCUUUUGCCUCCAAUGUUCGAUCCGAAGAGGAGUAUGGAUACCCAAGAAUAGACCUGGACACUAUCGACAGUGGGUUCGUGGAAUCGGACUGCAGCAGUCCAGUGGAGUCUGAUUUUGACAGCAAGGGCCAAGUGAAUUGCCCCAUUUUAAGAGAUGAAGACCACUCAACGAACUAUGUGAAACAGUGGGUUGCGUACACGGCCAUGACAUCAGAUGAUGGCUGUUCUUCCAGUUAAAACAGGACAAUAGUCUUUCAUUUUCAAAACAGCAUCUCGUGGUGAGGAGAUUGCAAUGGCCCUGCUCUUGAAUUGUCUCGGGUAGUCCUGUUUCUGAACACGAUGGUUCAUGGUGUACCAGUGACAAUAAAUAGGUCACAGACAAACUACAAAUACUAGUUUGAACUUGAGUGUUUUAUUUGAUCACACUUGGAUUUUAUUGCCAUGGUCAUGAACUUGAACCAUGGACUAACCACGGACAGAAUUACCGUAAGAGAACAGUGAAGACUAUUGAUACCCUAGAAUGACUCUGCCUGACCAUGAAAACAAAGAGCAUCAUGCUCUGGGUAUUAUAAUGAUCACAGUCCUGUCUGCCGUAUGUGCCAGCUGUAGGAAAUCAAGAAAAAUAACAUUGUUUGUCAGAUUUACUUUAUGAACAACAUACUUAUUACUUGGUCUUACUAACACAUGUUUACAGGAGUAUAAAAUUGAUAUUUUAGAAGCGAAUGAGUGCUUGGCCUUCUGACUCAAAUGCAUAUGCAUUACGUGUAAUCUGGUGUCUGUGUAUAGCCUGUAUUUAUAGUUUUAAUAUCAGUUCUGCAGCAGUUAAUGUACACUGACACAAACAAACUUUCAUAUUACACUAGAAGAAAAAGAGAAAUGCUGUCGUACAGUAGCUGUCCACCAGUGAAUGAUGUGAAUUAAACUUCUUCUGGAGGUCUCUUAGUCCCUCAUGAGUACUGUACAAGUAGUGUUUGAGUCUACAUCAGUUCUGAAAUGUAAGGAUCAUCGCUCGUUCUGCAGCAGGUCGCCUUGGCCAUUGACACUUUGGCAUGGAACUGUUUGUUCAGAAAGCUCUAGACAGUUGUAGUAUUCAAUUGUAGUUGUAAUGUAGUCAGAUAUAGUGUAUCCUUUACAUUCAAAACACAUACAUUUGAUCAGAUUUUAAUUGAAAAACACUGACAUUUUUUUUUUCAAUGUAGACGUCCGUCCAUAUAUCUGUUAUGGAAUGUUGAUCAAAAUGUAUAUUAUGAUUUGUGAACAUGCUGUAUACUACAUUUUUGUUUUAAGAAAUACAAUUCUGACCUACCAUAGUAAUGUUAAGUAUUAAGUGCAAUGUCUUCUCAUUUGUAAAAUGUCAAUAAAAGUGGA
This is a messenger RNA of Acipenser ruthenus (sterlet), 3116 nucleotides long. Its product is annotated as interleukin-21 receptor-like. The transcript has 9 exons. Gene Ontology annotation, cellular component: external side of plasma membrane. Lineage: Eukaryota; Metazoa; Chordata; Actinopteri; Acipenseriformes; Acipenseridae. Bases 318 to 1985 code for a protein of 555 amino acids. Gene Ontology annotation, biological process: cytokine-mediated signaling pathway; immunoglobulin mediated immune response. Gene Ontology annotation, molecular function: protein binding; cytokine receptor activity. The record is from RefSeq and is a predicted model, not a curated record.